AUGGAUCAUUUCAACAUUACCAUUCAGGAUGGUGCCAUGAUCUCGACGCGGAGAGGUUUCAAGGUAUCGAAACAGAAACACAACGGCACUGCUUUCAUCAACUCUUCCGCCAGCAAUAUUGCACCAACUGGAACGGAAUCGACCAGUGGCUCUCUCUUACCCACAGCUGGGGAGCUUACUUUCGUCAACAAUGGAGGCGAUGGCAGAAAGUCAAGGCGGAAAACCCGGACUACGACUCAAGAUGGACGCAAGACAGGCUCAAGGUCGUCAGCGCGGGGAAAUGCACAUAGUCGAAUCUCUCCCGGCACGAGAUUGUCUUCGAGCUCUCCCAGAACAACGGUCUCUGACACUUUCAAUUCUGAACAAUCGUCCAGCGCCUGCAGCGCAGACAGCCUGAAACCCUCAGAGCCGACCCCAUUGCCACCAUGGGCAGCUUAUAGCCACCAUUCCCAAGUUAGAAUUGACCCAGCUAAGCGUCUCCGAUUCAUGGCACUGGCUUUCGGCCACAAUAAACCAAGCCAUGCCGAGGACCUAUGCCCACCCGGGGAAACCAAGCCUGCAGGGAUAAUAGAGAAGUCCACUUGGCAGGUCCACGACCCUACGACGAUACACUGUGCACUUACCAUGGGCGCACUAUUCGAUGCUGUCAAAGAGGGGAGACACGAGACGCCGCAACUAACCUCCCUUGCUUCGCAGCUGUACUCGAUCGUCAAUCGUCGAGUCAGCGAGAACGACCGCACCGAUAAAGCCCGUGAUGUGACCAUACGAGCCGUGGCUUCUUUGGCCAUCAUAUCUGGCUAUCAGGGCAAGUCUGAGCACUGGAAUGUACAUAUGCAAGGACUCUUGAACCUUGUGGACAUUGCUGGGGGGCAGGAGAGACUAUUUCCUGGCACCCUCGACGUGAUAAGAUGUUUCCCUCUCUUCAGCGCAGAUAUUAUUGGCGCACUCUCCGCUGCAACAGAACCACGCACGGCCUUUGUCGGAACCCCAUGCAAGGCACGAUAUAUAUCAAAGUUGGACGCUUCCGGGAAUACCGUGCGAACCGUUUAUCGCAGUUUUGAGGCUUUCAAGUUUGAGACGGAAAUGGUAGAGACUUUGGCCGCUACAGCAAAGUUUUGUGAAGAACAUGCUGCAAAACAAGAUCAGGAUCCAUCGCCUUUUCAGCAUUACGGCCCCGAAAUGUUCGAGGACUUUCAUUUUUUGUCACGUAGGCUUCUGACAAUUCCUAAACGGCUACAAGAAUACGACGAGGUUAUAUCCCCUCCCGCGUCCGCUGAUAUAUCUGUACAUGCGCGGCCAUUUCCAAUAUCCGAGUCGGCGCACAUCUGGCCCCCCGAUACGACCACUAAGGCUGUCGAGACAGCCUUACGAAUACUGGUCCUCAUGUACCUCAAAGAACUCAUGCUAGACGUCCCCUGCAACGACCGCAUUCUGCUCGGCCUGCUGGCAAAACAUCUCUUGUUCAUCCUAUCUGCUCAGCGUCUGAACCCUUUCGGCACGGAUCAAAUACCCGUACUCGUAUGGAUAUGUCUUGCUGGUCAACUCUUCGGUAUGAUGAAGAAGACCGUGUGGCUACGAGAGGCAAUAGGUGGUCAUGGUAUCUGCGAUCAAUUACUCAGAGAGGUCCUUCAAUUUGACGAGACAUUGACCUUAGGAAGUGUAUCGGAAGAGCAGCUUGCUUUUUCCAAAUGCUUGGACCUGCGGAGAAUACAGGGCACGUGGCAUGAGAAUGAAGCCAUCAGAGGCAUGUUAGGGCUGAAUACAGAUCAAUAA
This is a messenger RNA of Pestalotiopsis fici W106-1, 1773 nucleotides long. RefSeq lists its product as uncharacterized. Lineage: Eukaryota; Fungi; Ascomycota; Sordariomycetes; Amphisphaeriales; Sporocadaceae. The record is from RefSeq and is a predicted model, not a curated record. The transcript has 2 exons. The coding region runs from base 1 to 1773 and encodes 590 amino acids.